GCUGGGCAGGGGUGGAGCUGCUGCUGGUGCUGUGCGGCCUGGACGCGUCGCUGCCCUGCCCGCACCACUGCAUCUGCUACACCUCCCCCAGCACCGUGUCGUGCCAGGCGCACAACUUCCAGGCCGUGCCCGAGGGCAUCCCGGCGCAGAGCGAGCGCGUCUUCCUCCAGAACAACAAGAUCCAGAGGCUGCUCCGCGGCCACUUCUCCCCCACCACCGCCACGCUGUGGCUCUACUCCAACAAUAUCUCCUACAUCCAGGCGUCCACCUUCCACGGCUUCGACCGCCUGGAGGAGCUCGACCUGGGGGACAACCGUCACCUGAGGGCCCUGGCUCCGGACACCUUCCAGGGCCUAGGGCGGCUCCACGCGCUGCACCUCUACCACUGCGGCCUGCUGACUCUGCCCGGGGGGAUCUUCCAGGGCCUCAACAACCUGCAGUAUCUCUACCUACAGGACAACCACCUUGAGUUCCUGGAGGACGACCUCUUCAUCGACCUCCUGAACCUCAGCCACCUGUUCCUGCACGGGAACCGGCUUUGGAGCCUCCACCAGAACACGUUCCGGGGCCUGGGGGUCCUCGACCGCCUCCUCCUCCACCAGAACCGCCUCCAGUGGGUCCACCGGCUGGCCUUCCACGACCUGCGGCGCCUCACCACCCUCUACCUGUUCAACAACUCCCUGACGGAGCUGUCGGGCGCCACCUUGUCCAUGCUGCCCGCCCUGGAGUACCUGCGCCUCAACGACAACCCCUGGGAGUGCGACUGCAAGGCGCUCUCGCUCUGGGACUGGCUGAGGAGGUUCCGGGGGUCCACAUCGGCGCUGGGGUGCGCGUCGCCCCCCGAGCUGGCGGGCCGGGACCUGAAGCGCCUCCGGAAGGAGGAGUUGCCCAGCUGCCCCGUGGAGGGCGGGGGGGCGGGGGAGAGCGAGUCCUUGAAGAAGGAGGACGGACAUCGGAGGAACCAGCCCCGGCACAACCACAACCCCCACCUGCACCCGCACCUGGCCCACGGGGACCAGCACAACCUGCCCGCGCCCACGCCCCUGCCACGGCCGCCCAGGGCAGGCCGCAGGAACUGCACCCGCCACCGGGGGAACAAGGGCAAGGGGGACCAGAAUGAGGUCCAGGUACUGAAGGAGGGGCAGGAGGGGGAUUAUGUCCCUGGGGGCAGCAAAUUCGACCCAUCUGCCCCCCCUCGGAGGAAGAACAAGUGUCCCCCCAGAACUUCAGUCGGCCCGCCCAGUGGGGUCCAGAGAGCCAAUAGCAAAGCGGCGUCCCACCCCGCCGGGUGUGUUCUCUGCGUCCUAUUGGCUCUGCAGCUGUCACUCACUGCUGUGAUCCUACGCUGAGAUGGGGAGAGGGAUUUGCGAUUGGUGGCGCUGCUAUCUAAUAAUAUAUACUCCUCUGAUGAACCCUGCUCCAAAUCUGAGGCUUUGUGCGUCUGUGUGUGUGUGUUUACAUGUGUGUGUGUUUAGAUGUACUGUGAUGAAGUGUACAGUACCUGUCACGUGAAGCAGGGAUGAUAUUUGGGAAGCCAUUUGAAUAUGUAUGAGUCAGGGAAAAAAAGAACUGGUGCACUUUGAUGAUGUCACACCUUGGAGAAAACCAGGAGAAAAACCAAACAUAGCCAGACAGACUUCCAGUCCGGUCACCAUAGAAACUCCUUCGUACACACAAGGAUUUCAAACGCAUAGAAAACAGCUGGAGUUCGGUUCCAUGCUAGGGUUAGGGUUAGCUACCCUCCCGAUGUCAACAUAGGGCAGGCUUUCACAGUUCUCUUAUAUAUCUGGGAUAAUCCCUAGACCACUUUUUGGCUCAGUCACGGUCAUGUCCCUGCCCUGUAAACUUUGAUCUCACAUGUUGUCUAAGUUGACCAGAAGCUUUCUCCCAAAUCAAUUAGGAUAACAGACACACACACUCACACACCUCAGCGACACUGUCACCUCAUUCUGCGGUGUGUCUCCGUUCCGCUCCGCUCUAAUCGAGUUAAUGACGCCAGUGUCCCUGUAGUUUCGCACCACAACACCGCUUGUUUACCGGAUACAAGGCCCCCGCGUCCUAGCAACCGCAUCUUAGCAACCCCUCCCCCCCUGGCGACGGAGACGGGAGGGGAACACGAUCAGGCCUCUUAUUAUACGGGUCGCGCGUCAACACUCCUGAGGUGAUCCCAAAUCAAAACACGCUCCGUGCCACACUGUCAUAACUACUCACGAUAAGCCAUACAGGGAUCUGAGCAGGAGGACUCCGUUUUCCAAGGCACUUUGUUGCGUAACGUCUGUCCGUGUGUUCGGAGGUGGUGGUGUGUGGACUCUCUGUUUCUAUCUAGGCUGUUUCUAUCUAGGCUGUCCGGGCUAUCAAUAGGUAACAAUAACCACUGACCCGGUGAGAAAUGACAAGGCGUGUGUGAGUGUGUGUGUGUGUUUGUGUGUGGGGCAGGUGAACGCAAGGGCAGCAGUGAGGGGUGAGACGGGUGAGAGUGCCUAUGGUGAGCUGGGAAAGCAGGGGUCAAGGGUCAACCAUGGCUUUUCCCCCUCUCAGUCCCACAGCCAAUUUAGCUGUCGGAGCCCACCAUAUAUGGGCAUUGCGAGGGUUGUUUCCUCUGACAGAGAGGAAGAACAAUCACAACAAACAGCUCCAAAGGUCCUUAUUAAAGACUACAGACAACGCAGGAAACGACGGAAACUCUGGAAUGUUAUGCAGCUGGCAGCCUUCCCUUUGUGACCUGUGGAGGGCCAAGGGACAGACUGAGCCGUGACCAGGCACUGUUCGGGUAGGAGCGGCCGACCAUAACCAUGGACCUAAUGGCGCGUCACCGCUGUCUGACGCCGUGGCAUGGAAGAAGGUCCCGGAAACGUCCGUGGUCGUUCUCGGUGAGACGUCAGAAGACAGGGAGGAAAGCGAUGGAGGGGACGGAAGGGUGGUUCACCUUCAGUCCCACACAGGGGGAGUGAGGGGUUCAUAUUAAGGGGCCCCCAGUUUGGAUUGGGUGCAGGGAAGUCUGGAUGGACAGGGCCUAGAAUUCUUGCCGACGACCCAGACCAACCCUUUUCUGCCCCCAUAGAACUCUACCAACCUAGAUGUUCCCCACCCACAAGUCCCUGUAGACAAGUCAGGUCACUCCAACCCUGGUCUGGAGACACGCUGGAGCUCGUCAUGUUGCUACACAGCUAGCACAGAUAAUACGUGCUCACAUUUAAACCUGUUAGCUCCUGUGGUUAGACGGUUGCCGGCUAGGUUAAGAGUUGCAGUUGUAGCUACAGUAGCUAUGCUAAGUGUUGAAGUAUUUGCUAGCAAAGCUAUGAGUUGCAGCUGAAGCUAGCUUGGCUAAAAUGUAAGUUGGAGCUGCGGCUACCAAAGCUAAGAGUUAAAGCUUUAGCUAGCUAAGCUAAGAAUUGGAGCUCUAGCCAAGCUAAGAGUUGAGGUCGUAGCUAUCUUAGCUAAGAGAUGGAGCUACGGGUAGCUAAGCUACGAGUCAAAGCGCAAGCUAGCUAAGCUGAGAAAUGGAGCUACAGCUAUCUAAGCUACGAGUUAAAGUGCUAGCUAGCUAAGCUGAGAGAUGGACCCGUAGUUACUUUGGCUAAGCUCAGAUAACUCAGCUAACUCAGCUAAUGGCGAAACGGUGGCGGUCCUAGACCAGAGUUGGAGACCUCCACUGUAGAAGAUAUUUGUGACGCUGUAAAACCCUAAAGAUGAUGUAAAUUGACUUUGUGUCCGUUCGUUCCUGUGAGGGUGACUUUUGUAACAAAAGAGAAUCUGGCACCGUCUGCAAUAUCCCCGAAAAGAGGGGAGUGGGACGGAACUUUUUGUAUUUGUAAAAAAAAAACAAGUUUUGUCUUUCUUUGUUUCACUGACUCAUUUCAGAUAAACGCUACACUGUUCUGACUCCCUCGUCCUUCAAUUCUUUUCUUCUCUUCCCUCCUCUACAUCUCCCGCUCAUUUUCCCUUUCUAUCUACCCCCUUUUCCCGCCUCUCUUUUGUGAAAUCCUAAUGUUUUGUGUGCGGUUAUCGAAAAACGCCAGACUCAAAAGCUGUUUAUAAAUAACAUUAAA
Osmerus eperlanus (European smelt) is the source of this 4049-nucleotide messenger RNA. Its product is annotated as reticulon-4 receptor-like 1. The record is from RefSeq and is a predicted model, not a curated record. The annotation marks the transcript as partial. Gene Ontology annotation, biological process: positive regulation of Rho protein signal transduction. Gene Ontology annotation, molecular function: protein binding; ganglioside GM1 binding; ganglioside GT1b binding. NCBI's taxonomy places the organism in Eukaryota, Metazoa, Chordata, Actinopteri, Osmeriformes, Osmeridae. The transcript has 2 exons. Gene Ontology annotation, cellular component: external side of plasma membrane; plasma membrane.